GGUUGUCAUGGUGACGGUGACCAUGAGGAGAUAAUGGAGCGCCCCCUACAGUCAGACUCAGAUGCUGCGACCUCCACCAUCUAUGCCACCGCCAACUUACCCACAAGCUACUCUGACUCUCCCCACUACGCCAGCGUCAACUUCCACAAGAACCCCAGUGGCCCCAACGAAGCCACUGACACCAUCACUAAAGAGGGCAGCUGCCCCAAUGAGGCCAACGCUGCCAUUACUACAAAGGGCACUUCAUCAUGUGACUAUGCUACUGGUUGUCAUGGUGACAGUGACUAUGAAGAGAUAAAGGAGCGCCCCCUAAGGUCAGACUCAGAUGCUGCGACCUCCACCAUCUACGCCACCGCCAACUUACCCACAAGUCACUCUGACUCUCUCCACUACGCCAGCGUCAACUUCCACAAGAACCCCAGUGGCCCCAACGAAGCCACUGACUCCAUCACUAAAGAGGGCAGCUGCCCCAAUGAAACCACCGCAGCCAUUACUACAGAGGGCACUUCAUCAUGUGACUAUGCUACUGUGAACAAAAGCCCCGCCUACUCUACUGUCAAUCAUCCACACAGCUGCUCUGAGGCACCUCCCAUCUACUCCACAAUCAGCAAACCCAGAGACACUUGA
Molecule: messenger RNA, 627 nt
Organism: Salvelinus namaycush (lake trout)
Lineage: Eukaryota; Metazoa; Chordata; Actinopteri; Salmoniformes; Salmonidae
Exons: 2
Source: RefSeq, a predicted model, not a curated record